Molecule: messenger RNA, 1476 nt
Organism: Ustilaginoidea virens
Lineage: Eukaryota; Fungi; Ascomycota; Sordariomycetes; Hypocreales; Clavicipitaceae
Exons: 1
Coding region: 1-1476 (491 amino acids)
Biological process (GO): NAD+ metabolic process; NADP+ biosynthetic process
Molecular function (GO): NAD+ kinase activity
Source: RefSeq, a predicted model, not a curated record
AUGUCCCGGCGCAGGUUGUUGAGGAAGCUCCUGCCCUUCAGUCGCCAGUCGGCGUUCGGCUCGAAUACAACAGCACAAUCUCCAUCAACGCCGCCGCCGCCGCCGCCGCCGCCGCCGUCGACGGGCAGCGCUCGCUGCCGCUUCUCGACGGCUUGCCCUCUCCGCAAUGCUCGCGUCCGUAGCGCCGGCGACCUCCCCAGCCGCACCGUUCCGAGGUACCUGCAGAGCACGAAGCCAGGCUCCUCUCUCCUCUCCCUCCACUGGCCACGGCCGCCCCGGAACCUGCUGCUCGUCCAGAAGCUUUACGCACCCGAGGUGACCGAAUCCGUCAUCGAGUUCGCCAAACACGUCCACGCCGAGUACCCUGCCGUCAACAUUGUCGUCGAGCCGAAGAUCGCGGCCGCCAUCCGGGAGCACCUGCCGUUUGCCAUCUACGUGUCCGACGGCCGGUCCAACAUUGCGGAUAGAAUCGACGUGAUUGCGACUUUUGGCGGCGACGGAACCGUCCUUCGCGCGGCAAGCCUGUUCAAGCUGCACGGGUCUGUCCCGCCGAUACUGUCGUUUAGCAUGGGCACGUUGGGAUUCCUGGGAGAAUGGAGCUUUGACGAACACAAGAGAGCCUGGAGGGAAAUGUACAUGAGCGGGAGCGGUGUGGCGACGGCUCAGGAGGCAGCCGUGCCGCCGCGGGACAAUGGCAGAGACGGCCAAGCUGAUGGGAUCGAAGGCGCUGCGGAUUCCGCAGGCUCCGCAGGUUCCGCUGGAUGGGGAUGGGGGGCGCAGCGUGGAAAGAGCCUUGACACGCAGAGGGCGUCCAGGAUUCUGCUCCGACACCGCAUCAAGGCAGACAUUUUCGACGUUGCCGGAAACUGCAUCAACCACGCGGUGUCGGAUACGUUGGCCAGCGAGCACAAGACCAGCGUUGCCGGGACCAAGGAGCCGUCUCCGUCGUUGCGGGCCAUCAACGAGAUCUCCGUCCAUCGAGGCUCGCACCCGCACCUGGCCGUCAUUGACAUUUACCAGAACGGGCGUUUCCUGACGGAAACCACGGCGGACGGCAUCCUCAUCAGCACGCCAACAGGCUCCACGGCGUACAGCCUCAGCGCCGGAGGGCCCAUUGUGCACCCGCUGGUCAAGUCGCUUCUCAUCACGCCCAUUUCCCCGUGCAGCUUGAGCUUCCGAUGCCUGGUGCUUCCGCUGGACACCAAGGUGACGCUGCGCAUGAGCCACAAGAACCGGGGCCGCGAACUGGACCUGAGCAUUGACGGGAAACGAUGCGCGGGCGUGUCGCCGGGGAUGGAGAUGCGGGUGGAGGGCGAGUUUGUCGGGCGAGCGGGGCCGGGGGAGGAAUGGCACGGGGGUGUUCCGUGCGUGAUUAGGACGGAGGACAACGACCCCUGGGUGGGAGGGCUGAACGGGCUGCUGAAGUUUAACCACCCGUUUGGUAGGGAGCCGCCGAGCGAUGAGUUGGCCGACUAG